Molecule: messenger RNA, 2237 nt
Organism: Prionailurus viverrinus (fishing cat)
Lineage: Eukaryota; Metazoa; Chordata; Mammalia; Carnivora; Felidae
Gene: HTR3A
Product: 5-hydroxytryptamine receptor 3A
Exons: 10
Coding region: 325-1776 (483 amino acids)
Biological process (GO): chemical synaptic transmission; signal transduction; nervous system process
Cellular component (GO): neuron projection; synapse; postsynaptic membrane
Molecular function (GO): neurotransmitter receptor activity; transmembrane signaling receptor activity; extracellular ligand-gated monoatomic ion channel activity
Source: RefSeq, a predicted model, not a curated record
GAUGGAUUUAGGAAUCCGCAAAUGCCCUUCCUGAGUUUGAGCCCCUUCAAGACCUCAGCCUGGACGCCUGGGGACAGCCUGGUUCUUCUUGCCUUGUCCUGCUGUCAAGCCUGGAUGUACUCGUUCUGGAGUGGAGGAACUUGGCGACUGUCCAGCGGUGGUGGCCCCUCAGCAGUGGGAGGCUGCAGCCUCAGAGGUGUGGAAGGCAGCCCUGAGGAGGCAGGCCAGCUGGGACAUGAAGCCGGCAGAGUGUGAGCAGCCUGCUUGUCAGCACGUCUUACCCUGAGGCCACUCCAAGGCAGCUCACGCCCGGGGAAAGUCACCAUGCUGUCGUGGGUGCCACGGGUCCUGCUGGCCUUGCUUCUGCCCACACUCCUGGCACAUGGACAAGCCAGGCGCAGGGAGCACCCCCAGGCUCAGAACACCUCUAGGCCCGCUCUGCUGAGGCUGUCAGAUUACCUCCUGGCCAACUACCAGAAGGGCGUGCGGCCCGUGCGGGACUGGAGGAAGCCAACCACCGUGUCCAUCGAUGUCAUUGUCUAUGCCAUCCUCAGCGUGGAUGAGAAGAACCAGGUCCUGACCACCUACAUCUGGUACCGGCAGUACUGGACAGAUGAGUUUCUCCAGUGGAACCCUGAGGACUUCGACAACAUUACCAAGCUGUCCAUCCCCACUGAGAGCAUCUGGGUCCCAGACAUUCUCAUCAACGAGUUUGUGGAUGUGGGGAAGUCUCCAAGUAUCCCGUACGUGUAUGUCGGGCACCAUGGCGAGGUCCAGAACUACAAGCCCCUCCAGGUGGUGACUGCCUGUAGCCUGGACAUUUACAACUUCCCCUUCGAUGUGCAGAACUGCUCGCUGACGUUCACCAGCUGGCUGCACACCAUCCAGGACAUCAACAUCUCCCUGUGGCGCUUGCCAGAAAAGGUGAAGCUCGACAAGACUAUCUUCAUGAACCAGGGCGAGUGGGAGCUCCUGGGGGUGCUGACCCAGUUUCGCGAGUUCAGCAUGGAAAGCAGCGGCUGUUACGCAGAGAUGAAGUUCUUCGUGGUCAUCCGCCGGAGGCCCCUGUUCUACACGGUCAGCCUGCUGCUGCCCAGCAUCUUCCUCAUGUUCAUGGACAUCGUGGGCUUCUACCUGCCUCCGGACAGUGGCGAGAGGGUCUCCUUUAAGAUCACACUCCUCCUGGGCUAUUCUGUCUUCCUGAUCAUCGUGUCGGACACGCUGCCGGCCACAGCCAUUGGCACUCCCCUCAUUGGUGUCUACUUCGUCGUGUGCAUGGCGCUGCUGGUGGUGAGCUUGGCUGAGACCAUCCUCAUCGUGCGGCUGGUACACAAGCAAGACCUGCAACAGCCCGUACCCGCCUGGCUGCGGCACCUGGUCCUGGACCGGGUGGCCCUGCUCCUUUGCCUAGGGGAGCAAACAGCUUCCCGACGGCCCCCGGCCACCCCCCGAGCCGCCAAGACCGAUGACUGCUCAGACGUGGGGAACCACUGCAGCCAUUUGAGAGGACCCCAGGACUUGGAGAAGACCCCAAGGGGCCGAGGCAGCCCCCCACCACCACCGCGGGAGGCCUCCCUGGCAGUGUGCGGGCUGCUGCAGGAGCUGUCCUCCAUCAGGCAUUUCCUGGAGAAGAGGGACGAGAGCCGAGAGGUGGCCCGGGAAUGGCUGCAUGUGGGCUCCGUGCUGGACGGGCUGCUCUUCCGCAUCUACCUGGUGGCAGUGCUGGCCUACAGCAUCACCCUGGUUACUCUGUGGUCCAUCUGGCAGUAUUCUUGAGUAGGCACAGCCCAGUGGGGGUGUUUUGAGGGAGGGGUGGUAAGGCACUGGUUAGAAUGGGGAUUGAGGAUUUCAGGGCCCAGCAGAUGCCAGGGAUGUUUUCAAGACCCUGUCCAAUGCCAGUAAUUCUGAAGCAGGGCCUUAACCCUUCCCAAAAAGCUUGAUGUUCAAGACUCUUGUACCCCCCCCCCCAACUUAUCAUGGCUUUAAAACAUGCUGUCUUUGAUCUAGAAAAACCCAUGCAUUCCCUAACUUCAUUCUAUUUAUCUGUGUAUCAAGCCUUGAUUUCCCCAUUGUCACUUCCCUGAAUAAGGCACUUUGAAAUUCCGCUCCUCCCCCUUUAGCCUUGUUUUUAGAUACAAAGCAAACCAACUCUCUACUGCACAUGGCUGGUAACACUGCAUUAGGUUUAUUCAACCGUAAUGUUCUCCUUCUUCACCUCACCUGUAGCCACUUCCCUG